AUGCCCCUCAGAUCGAUGCACUUCUUGUACGGCUCCAGUUCAAAACGGCUGUGCCACAAGGUCUGCUCUGACACUGGGAGCUCCCUGGGAAUCCUCACACGCAGCAGAGUACUCACCAGGGCCGGAGGCUUGACAGAACCCAUUCCAGUUCCAACGCAGAUGGGACGCAGUACCCAAAACCUUGCUGUGGGUGCUCCUGCAGAAGCCAGGGACAUGAGCACCAUGCUGCAAAUGCAGGUACACUUCGAUUUGGCUGCCAGCGACCAGCCUCGUGUCCCCUGAGUCCUGUAGGCCAGACCCACUACCAGCACCCUUACUAUCAGGGACUACCUUGA
Molecule: messenger RNA, 335 nt
Organism: Pelobates cultripes (western spadefoot toad)
Lineage: Eukaryota; Metazoa; Chordata; Amphibia; Anura; Pelobatidae
Source: the annotation of a GenBank genome assembly